Cutaneotrichosporon cavernicola is the source of this 1539-nucleotide messenger RNA. RefSeq lists its product as uncharacterized. The transcript has 6 exons. The record is from RefSeq and is a predicted model, not a curated record. The coding region runs from base 1 to 1539 and encodes 512 amino acids. Gene Ontology annotation, biological process: regulation of DNA-templated transcription. Gene Ontology annotation, molecular function: DNA-binding transcription factor activity, RNA polymerase II-specific; zinc ion binding; RNA polymerase II transcription regulatory region sequence-specific DNA binding. Gene Ontology annotation, cellular component: nucleus. NCBI's taxonomy places the organism in Eukaryota, Fungi, Basidiomycota, Tremellomycetes, Trichosporonales, Trichosporonaceae.
AUGGCCCCUCCCCGACAAGGCCAGUCGUCGGCCAUGUACAAGUAUCUUCAAGAUGAUAGCAACCAAACACCGCUCAAAAAAGUGAAAUGCCAGAGGGCGUGCAAGUUCUGUCGCAAAAGCCACACGACCUGUGAAGACACACGGCCAUGUCAGAGAUGUAUCAAACGUGACAUCGCACAUUUGUGUCUACAGGACGAGGCAGACCAACUCGCGCAGCAGGCUGCCCAGCAGCAGCAACAACAACUUGCGGCGGCAACAGCGGUUGACAAAAGCAACCCGGCCAAGUCGACAAUUCCGGCCAAGAGGAGAGGCUACUCAUUCGAGGCCAAUGAGCGGCCACCACCAGAUCGGCGCACCAGUCUCCCUCAAGGGCCAGGUGGAGGCAACGCGACGCCCCAAUUCCUCGACGGUUCGUCCGCAGGCCCAGCUGGGCCAAGCGGGAGCAGCCAGACAGGUAUGUCGGUGCAGACACCGUCGCCGAACCACCCACCCCCUGGCACGGACAUGGUGUCCAAUGUGUCACUGCCGAGCAUGAUACAAUCGCCUCAGGACUCUUUCCGGUCUGGGCCAAUGUCGGGGUUCGACCAGGAGAUGGCGAGCCCAUUGAGCACGACGGGCCGGAUACCGCAGUGGUAUGAUCCGGCGUUCCAGACCGACCAGGGUGCGCAGCAACAGCCCGCUCCCGUCCCUCAAGCAUCGGUAGCACCCGAGGGCUUCUCGUGGUCAGCGCUUGUCGACGGCCUCAUCAACCCGCUGCAACCCCAGUCACCAUCAGGCGAGUUUGCAUGGCUCAAUGCCAACACGGCCAACACACCAAACGGGCGGGGAUUGCAGCCAAACUCGAGCGCCAUGGGCCCUGGCAUGUCCGCUUCGCCGGCCAACUCGGGACUCAAGAAUGAGUCGCCCAUGAGCCCAGAUGUGCUCAACAGCGAUGGCCCAGUGAUGCCGUACAACUAUACAUUUGGGUACUCGCGCUUAAAGAGCUGGGCCAACUCGAUGGCAGAACCCGUCAAGGUGCGCGUCAAUGCUGCGACUGACAAGUUCAAACCGAUCUUGCACUCGUGCUUGUCGCAGUACAGCGAAGAGCAGAUAAUCAGCGUCGAGGUCCAGUUCCUUGCGUUUGUGCGCAACUGGGCGACCUUUUGCGAUACCAUUCCCGCACCGGCGUGUAUUUGGAGGCGAACAGGCGAGAUUUACGCGGCCAACAGACGCAUGCUCGCACUCAUGGACAUGUCACCUCAGUCGUUCCAUCCGGGCAAGAGUACCCUAUACAACGCCCUGGACCCGAUGUCCUUUAUGGAAUACUGGGAGGACUACGGAGGGCAAGUGUUGCACCACCUUUCGGACCGGUCCAACUUUGACACUGUUGUUCCCGUGGCAAUGGCGAACCGACCUGGGGAGAAGACGCACCUCCUGAUAUCCAACAUGGUGUUUGAUACAAUCGGGCUCCCUCUUGUGGCCACGGCCGUGCUCACCCCACUGCGCCCGCCAACCCGCCCGCCGGCCGAGCCCACCAUUGAUGUGCAGAUGAACUCAUGA